Drosophila sechellia is the source of this 438-nucleotide messenger RNA. Its product is annotated as lipopolysaccharide-induced tumor necrosis factor-alpha factor homolog. Gene Ontology annotation, molecular function: zinc ion binding. The coding region runs from base 27 to 413 and encodes 128 amino acids. The record is from RefSeq and is a predicted model, not a curated record. The transcript is spliced from 3 exons. Lineage: Eukaryota; Metazoa; Arthropoda; Insecta; Diptera; Drosophilidae.
AGUUCGUGACUACCAACCAAACGAAGAUGCAGUACAAUCAGCAGCCGGCGGGAGCGCCGGGCUAUCCCCACCAGAUGCCCCCACCGAGCUACGAGCAGGUGGUGCACGUGCAGGCGCCAGAUCGGGUGGUUCACCACACGGCAGCACCUCCGCCCAUGGUGAUCAUACAACAUCAAACUGUAUUGCCGGUGGGUCCGGAUCCCACCUUCAUCACCUGCCCGCAUUGCCAUGUCCAGAAACUGACCCGCGUGGAGUACUCGCCCAGCGUGAAAACGCACUGCAUGGCCGCCAUUCUCUGCAUCGUUGGCCUCUGGUGUUGUGCCUGCCUGCCUUACUGCGCCACCAGCUGCAUGAACGCCAAUCACUUCUGCGGCAAUUGCAAUAAGUUCGUCGGCGUCUACAACAGUGAUUAGUACUACCAGCCGAGUAAACAGAACC